Molecule: messenger RNA, 1048 nt
Organism: Cynoglossus semilaevis (tongue sole)
Lineage: Eukaryota; Metazoa; Chordata; Actinopteri; Pleuronectiformes; Cynoglossidae
Gene: id3
Product: inhibitor of DNA binding 3
Biological process (GO): negative regulation of transcription by RNA polymerase II; circadian regulation of gene expression; cell differentiation
Cellular component (GO): cytoplasm; nucleus
Molecular function (GO): transcription regulator activity; protein dimerization activity
Source: RefSeq, a predicted model, not a curated record
ACCCACACACCAUCAUCUUCAUCAUGAAGGCCAUCAGUCCCGUCCGCUCAGUCAGGAACUGCUACAAAGCUGUGUGCUGCAUCUCCGAGCAGAGCCUGGCCAUAGAUAAACACUCCUGCGUGGGGGAGCCGGCUGGUGCUCUGUGCGACAUGAACGACUGCUACUCCCGGCUGAAGCAGCUGGUUCCUAGCAUCCCCCAGAACAAGAGCGUCAGCCAGGUGGAGAUCCUGCAGCACGUCAUCGAUUAUAUCUUCGACCUGCAGAUCGCCCUGCAGGCGGAGGAGGAGACGACCAGGAGCAGGCCGGAGGUGCUGCUCUCCAUACAGACUGCAGACCUCACUCACAACUUCCCCAAAGAAGAAGGGCAGCUGUGCCACUAGGAGGAGAGAGACCACAGAUAAUGGUGCAGGGAAACACAUGUCUCCACUUCAGGCCGGGCAAGAGGACAAGAGGGCCAGAGAGGGUGGGAUAGGUAUUUGGGAAGAAGAAGGAGGAGGAGGAGGAGGUGCGUGGUUUUAAGAAAGGAAGAAAAGCCCAGAAAAAAAGUGGACUGUUUCCUAGAUGAGGAGUAGGAGGAAAAACACAGACUCAUACUUUUGGAUCCUGGAAAGACAAAUCAACACACCAAAGCAGAGGCCAGGACUAAAAAGUGAAAGUGAACAUUCCCGCUCUAACAAACCAGAGACUCCUGAUAGAUACAUUUUUAAAAACUAUUGGUACAUUUUCUUUUAUUAUUUUUGUUUCUUGCAUUCCAAACCUUUUGACCCACACCGGUCAAACAUCCCAUAAAGUCGAAUCAUAUGUAGAUUUCUACCUUUGUUAAAUGAAUGUGUACAUAUCUGCUGUGAGUAUGUGAGGUGUGUGUGUGCGCGUGUGUGUGUGUCAGUUUGUAUAAUCACAACUCUACACUAGAGUUAAUUGUAAAUGUUUGUAGGGAUGGUGUUAUUUCUGCAGACAAGCUGAAGUGAGUUUCAUAAACUCUUUUUAUUCUAAAGUUUGCUUCACAUGUACGUUCCUAUGUUAAUGAAAUAAAAGUGAACCAAUCUGA